AUGGAAGCCGAUAGAUUUAAGCUGAAGCCCGCAAUGUUUCAGAUGCUCCAGACCGUAGGACCAUUUCAUGGGCUUUCAUCGGAAGAUCCUCAUCGUCACCUACAGUAUUUUAUGCAAGUUGCUGAUUCAUUUAAGUUGGAAGGAGUAAGCAAACGAGCUAUACGACUAAUGCUAUUUCCUUAUUCCCUGAGGGAUAGUGCUGGAGCGUGGCUAGAUUCAUUACCAGCUGAAUCCAUCACCUCUUGGAAUGACUUAGCCGAGAAGUUCUUGAUGAAGUAUUUUCCUCCAUCCAAGAAUGCUGAACUCAUGACGAAUGGAUCAUUAUUGUCAAAGGUAUAUGCUGAAGCAUUCGACAUUUUGGAGAGAAUCUUGUGCAAUAAGCACCAAUGGUCAAAGUCCAGGGCUGCUUCAGUAAUGACAUCUAAGGGCUUAGUAGAGAAUGAUGUAGUAGCAGAUCUGAAUUCGAAAAUUUCAAAGCUAGCAGACAUUGUAAUGGAAAGCAUAUCGCACUCAGAUGCUAGAGCAUCCGUGCAGAGUGUUUCAUGCCCCUAA
Molecule: messenger RNA, 552 nt
Organism: Momordica charantia (bitter melon)
Lineage: Eukaryota; Viridiplantae; Streptophyta; Magnoliopsida; Cucurbitales; Cucurbitaceae
Source: RefSeq, a predicted model, not a curated record